Messenger RNA from Artibeus jamaicensis (Jamaican fruit-eating bat), 890 nucleotides. Its product is annotated as histone H2A.Z. Gene Ontology annotation, cellular component: nucleosome. The record is from RefSeq and is a predicted model, not a curated record. The coding region runs from base 127 to 513 and encodes 128 amino acids. The transcript has 5 exons. Gene Ontology annotation, molecular function: structural constituent of chromatin; DNA binding; protein heterodimerization activity. NCBI's taxonomy places the organism in Eukaryota, Metazoa, Chordata, Mammalia, Chiroptera, Phyllostomidae.
GGAGCGGGGAAGGCGGGAGACAGCGCAGUUUGAAUCGCGGUGCGACGGAGUAGGUGGUGGGAUCUCGCUGGGUGUCUGACUAGUCCUUUCUCUGCCUUGCUUGUUUGAGCUUCAGCAGAAUUGGAAAUGGCUGGCGGUAAGGCUGGGAAAGACUCCGGAAAGGCCAAGACAAAGGCGGUUUCCCGCUCGCAGAGAGCCGGUUUGCAGUUUCCGGUGGGCCGUAUUCAUCGGCACCUGAAAUCUAGGACAACCAGUCAUGGACGUGUGGGUGCGACUGCUGCUGUGUACAGCGCAGCCAUUCUGGAGUAUCUCACCGCAGAGGUACUUGAAUUGGCAGGAAAUGCAUCAAAAGACUUAAAGGUAAAGCGAAUUACCCCUCGUCAUUUGCAACUUGCUAUUCGUGGAGAUGAAGAAUUGGACUCUCUCAUCAAGGCUACAAUCGCUGGUGGUGGUGUCAUUCCACACAUCCACAAAUCUCUGAUUGGGAAAAAAGGACAACAGAAGACUGUCUAAAGAAUGCCGGGAUUUCUUAUUAUCUCAGGACUCUAAAUACUCUAACAGCUGUCCAGUGUUGGUGAUUCCAGUGGACUGUAUCUCUGUGAAAAACACAAUUUUGCCUUUUUGUAAUUCUAUUUGAGCAAGUUGGAAGUUUAAUUAGCAUUCCAACCAACCAAAUUUCUGCAUUCGAGUCUUAACCAUAUUUAAGUGUUACUGUGGCUUCAAAGAAGCUAUUGAUUCUGAAGUAGUGGGUUUUGAUUGAGUUGACUGUUUUUAAAAAACUGUUUGGAUUUUAAUUGUGAUGCAGAAGUUAUAGUAACAAACAUUUGGUUUUGUACAGACAUUAUUUCCACUUCGGUGGAUAAGCUCAAUAAAGGUCAUAUCCCAAACUA